Aspergillus clavatus NRRL 1 is the source of this 1152-nucleotide messenger RNA. RefSeq lists its product as uncharacterized. Bases 1 to 1152 code for a protein of 383 amino acids. The record is from RefSeq and is a predicted model, not a curated record. NCBI's taxonomy places the organism in Eukaryota, Fungi, Ascomycota, Eurotiomycetes, Eurotiales, Aspergillaceae. The transcript has a single exon.
AUGGACUCACCGCGUCCUCGCAAUUGGAACCAGAAGCUGUUCGCAAGCUACUUGGGAGGGACGGGCCAAGAAUUGGCCGAGCUGAGACGGGCUCUGACGGAGUUGAUGGCAACGCAUGACAAACUCAACAAGGCAUAUAAAUCAAAGGCGGCCAGGGCGGAGUUGAAGGAGUUCCUCGAGUCAAACCUUUACAGACUUCCGACCUUCGUCCAAGAUGCGGGCUUCAGUGCGACUCGAAUGGACGGAUUGAUGGGAAUGGCGUACAAGAUCAAGAAUGAGUACAUCCAUUUUCAGCAGGCGCGCGAGCGGCAGAACCUGGCCAUCGAGCCUUCAGCAAGCACCAGCGAGCAGGUGCCGGGGUUUGGCUACGAAGGUGAGGUGGUUGAGCAGGUACCUCUACCUGAAAUCAGUCAACCCACCAGCCCUGCGCCUAUCAAUAGUGUACCCAGCAACGACGACAUCGUUCAGAGAUUCACAGCAGUCAAUGAUACCGGCUCUACAGUUCCCCCUGUGGAAGAGCCAGUUGUAGAACCGCCGAACAAGAGACAAAGGACAACGCCGUCACAGCCAUCGCAACCGUCUCCCCCUCAGCCUCCACAGCAGCCAGACCUGCUUUCUCAUAAUAUCUGGGUUCUGAACGAAGUGAACCCAGCCCGGCAUGGGCUCUGCUCGAUGCAGGAGCUUCUCACGAGCGAGGAAGCUCGCAACCCAAACCACAUACCUCGGCUCAUCGAUCUCGACUUCGCUCACUGGCUAUCCAUCGUCCAAACCCAAUGUGGCUACAGCUUUACCACCCAUCGUUUGGAAUAUCGCCCUCCGUCCACUGUGAUGUCUCGAUCGGCGCAACUGCCACCAAUUACAAUUCCAAUGUCCACACAAAUCCAAUGGCGCGGUGCAUUGAAUUCACAGCUUCGUUCUAAAACAGACCAGGAUCCAGUUUUUUAUUUGGUCUAUAAGUGUGAGUCCUCAGCGCAUGCAGCUCGCAAUGUUCGAGUCCCUGACUCAAACCCGGCAGGAAAUGAUGCGCCAUUCCCGUCACUACCUUCCUCACCCUCAUCCUCGAUGGGAAGCGAGGUUUCCCCCCCUCGUGACUCUCUUGUCAUCAAGCAGGAGUACGCUGAGGAGCAAAUGAGAUUGCCUGGGAUGCGAUAG